CCUUUUGAGACAAGAACGCUUAGUCAUGACACGCCACUGGCUGCAUGGCGCUACGCUGUUGCUCUUCACGAUUCCACCGGUGGCAUGGGCGUGGUGGGACAACGGCCACAUGCUCACGGCAGAGAUUGCACGGCAGCAGCUCACAAAAAGCCAAGUGGCAGUCAUCAAUGGUCUCCUCGAGGAGUGGUCAGAUGAUUUUCCUGGCCUAUGCGAUUUGGUAACUGCUGCCGUGUGGCCCGACCAGCUAAAGUGUGCCAACCAUGGCGCUGUAUGCCCUCGAGCUGUGAUGGAGAACAUACACAUUUUUGAUCCCUGGCAUUUUGAUGAGAAGCCCUACAAUCCACAGAAUUUGACCCUUCCGCAUUGCGCUGAUCAAUGGCUGCCCAAUCCAUCUGCUUCCUUCACUCUAACUUCGGCGAUCACUUCCAUGGGAACUUCGAACUCCCGUUUCGCCUUCAACUUCAUGCUGCGAUGGGUCAUCCACCUGGUGGGUGAUAUCCAUCAGCCCUUGCAUUCAGCUGAUGGCUACUUUGAUGACGCCCGUUUGGGUCAUUUGCCGCAAGGUGAUCGUGGUGGCAACCUGAUCCCCGUCAUCAGCGACUGUGGUGCCAACAAUUUGCAUUUCUACUGGGACUCUGCUGCUUGCCAAUACCUGGUGAACUGGUCGCCUCAUUACCAGGAUCAUCGAGAAGCACUGACCCAGAAUGCCAGCGAUUUGAUCACGAAGUAUCCGCCUUCAAGCUUUGGGACGCGCUACGACCCGGAACACCUGAAAGCCUGCUGGACUCAGUUGCAGAACAAAUCGAAGCCCUCCGGUGUCUUUGAUAUUUGUCAGCAAGUCUUCGUGCGCUGGGUCAAUGACACUUUUGAUACUGGGGUGCCAGGCGUCCCUGGGCGGACCACCAAGUAAAAUAUUGAUUGAAAGGGCCAUCAUCCUGCCCGGUCCUAGCUGAAAGGUUUGAAAGGCCUUCUUGAUCGUCUUGAAGCUUGAACGGUAGGGUAUGAAUAAUGAUAAAUUAUAAGGGCAAUGAGCUCUUGCAUUCACAUGACCAUGUUCAUUUGGCCUACAAGGCGAAGGCUGCCAGCCUUUAGUGAGUUGGUUUCCUGGCUCCCAUAGAAAGGUGGUGGUGAAGUCCUGCCCCAAGAGGUGCUUACGGUGGCAUUACCAGAAAUUCCAUGAUUCCAGACGACUAUGCUGUCUGGGCCAAGGCACUGGACAUGGUUUGCUUUUGGAAAACUUAUGCUGAAUUCGAGUCACAUCUGCAGUUAUCCACGAUGUAUAUACUUGAACGGACAGAGCAGACAGGGCAAAAAAAGAUCGAGAGAUAUAGGAAGGUCAUGGUUGUCACAAGGAAACUCGAGCAAAAGAUUUGCUAAUGCCUUUCUGUAGGAAACUGCUACAAAAACAUAUCAACUUCCCAUUUCCAUACCUGAGUCAUCAAUCCCUUCUCCCACUUAGAUAGUGGGUAAUCGCCAAGCUCUUCGGAGCUUAAAAGUGAAGGAGGCCUUGGAAGCUUUCUCCAGGAGAUGUCGCGUCGGCAGAUUGUGCUGGGCGGCUACCGGCUGGGAGAUAUGCUUCGACUUCUAGCAGAACAGGGCGCAAGAGUGAAGCAAGUGCCAGACAGGAAACCACAUAUGGACCUCAACACCAAGAUCUUCAUGGCAUCGACCAUUGUCCUUGCCGUUCUUCUUGUGCUUCUAUUGAUUCGGUACUGCAAACUGUCGCGUCGUUUGAGAGACAUUACUUCUCCCAAUGACAUGGCAUUGGAAUUGAAUCGAGCCGUUGCUUAGUGAAUCAAAUCUAUGUUC
Messenger RNA from Durusdinium trenchii, 1809 nucleotides. Lineage: Eukaryota; Dinophyceae; Suessiales; Symbiodiniaceae. The record is from the annotation of a GenBank genome assembly.